AUGGCGGAUGUCGAAAAGAAAAUAUGUGAAAAAUUCAAUUUGAAUAAUCUUACCGAAAACCAAAAGCUUGCAAUAUCCAGUUUGAGAGAAAAUCGUGAUAUAUUUAUUGGAACGAAGACAGGGAGUGGCAAAUUAUUGACUUAUCAAUGUGUUCCAAUUGUGUACGGCGAAAAUUCUGUAACUGUAAUAAUCGCCCCCUUGAUCAGCAUCAUGAAGGAGCAAGUUGAAAGUCUCUCCAGCUUGGGAUAUAGGGCAGUGUAUAUAGAAGGGUCAACUGACGUAGAGAGAGUGGCAAGCGGUUACUAUAAUUUGUUUUUGGAAGCCCUGAGGUCCUGGUUGGAGAAACAAAGUGGAGGGAUGCACUUAAGAACCCAGAGUUCAAGAAAAGACAUCGCUUGA
Molecule: messenger RNA, 399 nt
Organism: Saccostrea cuccullata (small rock oyster)
Lineage: Eukaryota; Metazoa; Mollusca; Bivalvia; Ostreida; Ostreidae
Exons: 1
Coding region: 1-399 (132 amino acids)
Biological process (GO): double-strand break repair via homologous recombination
Cellular component (GO): nucleus; cytoplasm; chromosome
Molecular function (GO): ATP binding; 3'-5' DNA helicase activity; four-way junction helicase activity
Source: RefSeq, a predicted model, not a curated record